Messenger RNA from Dermacentor andersoni, 12390 nucleotides. Its product is annotated as apoptotic protease-activating factor 1-like. Gene Ontology annotation, molecular function: protein binding; ADP binding. The record is from RefSeq and is a predicted model, not a curated record. Lineage: Eukaryota; Metazoa; Arthropoda; Arachnida; Ixodida; Ixodidae. Gene Ontology annotation, biological process: regulation of apoptotic process.
UACCCUGACACUGCAGUGCUCUUGCAGAAGCACGUACAUCAAAACGAAACUAGGCAAGAGAUAGAAAAUGAAGAUGGAAAUGGUCUAGAACUUGGAAGCAUUAUGCAUGAAUUGGACACAGCAGAGAAGAUAUGCCUCACAAAGGUUCGGGACGCCAUAGUUGCAGAUGUGGAGGUCAAGUUUGUGCUACCCUACAUUGAAGAAGCAGGCAUCUUCUCAAAGGCAGAGUGUGAAGAUAUCCUGAGACAGGAUUCUGUCGAAAACAAGGUCAGACGCCUUCUGGAUGUCUUGUGUUCCAAAGGUGAAGCUGGCUAUAAUGUGUUCAUCAAGGCCCUAGAACAUGACAAUGCCUACGGGUGGAUUGUACAGAAGCUUCACAUGGAGCAUAAUAACAUCAAGGAAGAGAAUGUUUAUGUGCACAAGGUACUUCAAAAUGGGGGAGUGCCAUUUCGUCUCGUGCACCUGGUGAAACGAAGAAGAGCUGUGCAAGAAAUAAGAGAUGCAUUGCGGUCUCUCUGCUCUAGUAGGCACUGUAGCAAUGGAGCUGUGGUUCUGCAUGGCAUGAUAGGUUGCGGCAAGUCGAUCCUGGCCGCAGAGGCUCUGAGGGACUAUAGCCUGCUAGUCGACUGCUUCCCAGGUGGGGUCUACUGGCUGCCGAUUGGCAAACUGCGUGAGCAAGGCGAUGUGCUGCUCAAGAUGCAUCUUCAGCUCGACCGCUUGGAUCUUGGCUCGCACAAGGAUGUCGGCACCGUUGAAAUGGCGACCUGUCGGUUGAAGCGAUGGAGUCUGAACAUCAAAGCUUUGCUGGUGCUUGACGAUGUCUGGUCCGCUCGAGUUGUGGAGGCAUUUACUGUGGGUUGUCCUCUGCUGGUGACCACUCGGGACGACUCUGUUGUGAAUGACAUGCACAUGUACAAGAAAUCCAUUCACAUCGAUGAAGGGCUCACUCUCAACGAAACUCAGGAACUUUUUGCCAGCGUCCUGAAAAUACCUGAGCAAGAACUGCCUCCAGCGGUUGAAGAGAUAUGGAUGACUCAUCGAGGAUUGCCCCUCUUGAUGGCCAACAUAGCGGCAGUGCUGAUCCCCAAUGCCAAGCGGCCUGACAAGUGGAGGCCAUACAUUGAAGAUGCCCGCGUCAAGGGUCGAGUGAGACAUGGUUCAGGCAGCACCUACGAUGUACUUUUGGAGCUCAUCAUCAGUAGCCUGGACUCCGAACAGCUCGGAUACUUCCAAAGCUUCGCUCUCUUUCUCGAAGACGUCGACAUCCCAAGUUCAGUGUUUGAGGUGUUGUGGGAUAUGGAUGCUGGCGAUGUGGAGCAUGCCAUGGCUGGUUUGGUGCAGAAGUCACUUGUACGCAUGGAGCCUGUGCACAAUUCUUACACCUAUGGGAUACACGACCUCUACCUCAACUUCCUCAAGAGGAAAGCCACCUCCCUGAAGGAUCUCCACCGGCAGUUUGUAGUAAAGCUGCUCAACCGCUGGAAGCCUUGGAGAAUGCCGCGUGCCCGUGGCUACUUCUACUGGUACCUGGGCUACCAUCUGGAUGAAGCCGGAAUGGAUCAGGAGUUUCGGGACAUCUUCCUCAACCUGCGCUUUGUUGAACGCAAAGUUCAAUGCAACUGUCCUAGUGACCUCGUGACUGACUUGCACCGUUAUGAGCACCACUUCCGCUGUGACCCACAGGUUGCAAAAGAAAGGCUGGACAUGCUGAGGUUCUUGCAGCCCAACGCUCAUUUGCUGUCUGAUAGGGACACAGAUGUCAUCCAGCUUGCCCUGAGUCAACCACGGAGCUCCACUGUACAUCAGAAGGCCUUGGCCCUCGCUAGGGAGCGUGCUGCUGAAGCGGACCAUCAGACUCCUUACUUCGAGUGGACGAAUAUGCCAGACAACUGGUCCCAGGCUGAAGUCAGGAUGAAAACUCUGAACGGCGGUGUGAACCAUGCGGAGUUCAGUCCAGAUGACACCAUCAUUGCCUCAGCUGGGAAUGACAGCAUCGUCAGGCUGUGGGAGACUCACUCUGGAAAUGAGCUGCAAGCAUUGGCUGGCCACAAAGAGGCUGUCAACUACUGCACCUUCAGCCCCGAUGGCCGUGUGCUUGCAUCAGCUUCUUCUGACCACCAAGUAUUUCUGUGGAAUGUUUUCGAAAGAUUCCAGGCAACUCCAGCAUCUCCCUUGAGUGCAUCAUCCAAAGCAGGCCGGCUGCCUGGGCGCCGAAGCUCUCGCUGCACUAAAUCUGCCUCUGUGACACAUGAUGCUGCUGUUCUUUGCUGUGCGUUCUCACUCGAUGGCAAGCUGCUGGCUUCUGGGGAUGCAGAUGGGUUCGUCAAGAUCCACCGUAUCUCCAAAGGUGAACUUGGGGAAGAGAUCGUGAAGGCGAUCCCAAAACAGGAGAAUGCCAUCCGCAGCUGCUCAUUCACAAGUGACUCUCGUCGCCUUGUUAUGGCCCUGAACUCCCAGUAUGUAGUGAUAUGGAAGGUGCCAUCUGAUACCCACACAGCUCAAACAGAGCCGCUGGAAAGGCCGCAAGUUCUUGACCACCUUGACAGGGCUGUUGUGGAUUGCUGCCUCACGCACGUCCACCAUGGCGCUCUUGGUGCCAGACAGCAAGCUAUAUCAGCCGCUGGGCAGCACAUUUGGACCUGGGACCUGCGUAACCCAUCGGCAGAAAGUGCCAAACGCUACAACGGCUUCUGGAUGAGCUACAACUUGACAUGCUGCGCAGUCUCGCCAGACAAAACACUGAUUGCAGCUGGGACAUCACUGCAUGCCAUCUUGCUCUGGAAUGCAGACACUGGAGCAACUUUGGGCAGCUUCAAAGGGGAUGCUGAAGAUGUGAAGUCUGUGCGCUUCUCCCACAAUGGCAGCCAGCUGGUGUCCUCUUCAUCAGAUGGCACGGUCGUCAUUUGGGACGUGGACAAUUACCGCAGAUGCUCUCGAGUGGCGCUCAUGCCAAUACUUGCCGUAGCCUUUGAGGACCAGAGCCCUCUGGUGGCCACUUUCGAUGAAAGUGGUGUGAUACAGAUUUCAUCAGGGCUCGAGACCAAGCAGGAAGUCAAACAUGCCUUUGUUGGCACCGAGAACAGGUGCGAAGAAGUGUCAUGCUGCUGUUUCACUCACGACAGAAAGGCUGUCGUCUUGGGUACCAAGAAUGGUUGUGUCAGCCUGUUUCAUUUAGACACAAAGAAGUGUAGUGCAUUGGGCAACCAUAAUGACAGUGUCACAUCACUACAGGCAUGGCCAGAAGGUGUGGCAAUUUCAGCAUCCCUGGAUGCAACAGUGAAGAUCUGGCACAAAGACGGUUCUCACAGCACGCUCAUUGGCCAUAGUGGUCAAAUCACGGCGCCAUGCCGCCUGUUUGGAGGUGGCUUCAAGCUUCUGUCCUCAUCAGACAAGGGCGAGCUCAUGGUGUGGAACUUGAAGCAGUGCAUCCAUCCAUCUGUCCAGAUUGAGGCUCACAAUGGAAAUCCAGUGUUGUGCUGUGAUGUAUCGUCCGAUGGACAGUGGCUCCUCUCUGGAUCUACUGACAAGACCAUUCAGUUGUGGAAUGCUGAAACAGGCGAGCUGCUGAAGGUGCAGACGCUUAACGAAUGCGUUCGUUGCUGCCGGUUUGGUCCAGACCCCCAAAGUGUUACGGUAGCGGCUGGCACUGAUGAAGGAUCUGUCUAUGUCUAUCUCUUGGAAGAGGACUUGCUCCAGAAGAUAGGCCAGCACAAGCUUUGGGUCUACGACCUUGCCUUUUCCCCCGACGGCCAGCUGCUUGCAUCGCUCUCAGAGUCCAUCUGCUGGUGGUCCCUGGACUCCUUGGAGUUUAUGUCGGCGCUCAGCUCUGUGGAAGACGGUAGUAGCAUAGCGUCCUUUGAGUCACUGGCUCAGCCCAGCUGUCACCGUCAGUUGCAGAGAUUCCAGCUGCAAAGCUCUAAGGCCGUGGCCCUGUUUGCAUCACCUGAUUUCAACACGUUUGUCACUGUCGAUGACUCGGGGAUCCUAUAUGUGCUCAACAAGUUGGUUGCUGCUCAAGCGAGCAACAGCUGACUGUUAUAUAGUUUUUUGUUUUUUGUUUUUGUUUGCUUCCUUUUGUCUAUAGUUUUAUUGUGAAGCACCCAAGCAAUGUGCAGCUUGGCAUACAGGCAUUACUAUUCUGUUCACCUGUUCAUGCAAAGUGCUUUCAUCUGUUCCCACUUCUUUCACAUUCCAACUGGGUGGAAGCAAUUCUAAAGGUUCCCGAGUUGAAAUUCUCCCAUUGUAAUUCUGGUUAAGUCAUCAUUGACAGAUCUGUUAGGUCAAUGCUGCCAGUUGUUGGAUACACCUAGUUGAAUUACUAUGGGAGUGCGCAAAGCACAUCAGCUCUUGCCUCGAGCAUGUGCACAUUCUGCGUGAUGAUCACAUGUGAUAGAAAGUAAGCGUUGAGCAGCGACCUAUUUUUGAAAAAUAUGUGGCAAGCUGCUCAUUCCCUGAAGUUGAAAGAGAGGCUUGCCAUCUUUGCUGUUCCGAGGACAUAGCCUUGUUUUGCUUGACUGACCUUGCCAUAUUUUAGUAAUUAAUAACAGCACUGCUUUGACCAUCCUCCAAGGUAUUGCUGCUGAAAGUCUAUUCCCUUGAGGAAACAGCAGCUGAUUCCGUCUGUGGAAUAAGUAUGAUGUGGCUCAGCUGCAUCGAGUCGUGCCGCGAGAAGCUAGGUGGGUGGUGCGUUUCCACACCUAGCAAUUCAGUGCUAUUGAACUAAGUCGGGCUUUGUCGGUGGCCUGAAUCAGCAAUUUGGUGGGUCACUGUUUGAAUCACUUUGAAAGGCCACUGAGCAUGGUCCAAUCUACAUGGAUGUGCUUGGACGUUUGUGCUGUGAGCUUCUCUGUGCAAUUGCUCAAUGACUUUUCUAUUUGCUAGCGCUCAGUUGUCCAAACAAAGCAACUGAGCCAUUUUGACAGGGGCAGCAUCUUAAAUGACUGUGAUGGUGCCAAAGGAGCUGCGUAUGAUAGCCCAAACGUUAGUCUCCUAUUAAAUGCGUUUUCUAUUCAAAUUAUGUGGUGCCGUUAACUUUGCCUGAACCUUCUAAAUGAGGGCAGAAGGAGAGGAGCUUAACAAAGUUUUUUGGCAAUUUUCCUCCUUUUCAAGCUUUUUUUUUUCUUCCCCCCCCCCCCCCACAUUUUACACAGUUUUAUGACUGGCUUCAUCAGAUCUGUUGAAAUGUGCAUGUGUUUAUGAAAACUUCAGAUGCAACCUUCUUGCUUCCUUAUCAUUUUAUUUAUUAAGCUAAUGCGUUUUCAUUUAUUAGAUCGAGUUUUGAACAGAUGUAUUUAUCCGAACUGGCAGUCAUCCAUGCAUUUUUGCAUGGUAUGGAUUUCAAGCUUCAGGUUUAGCAGCGUAGAGAGAGAAGGGGGGCGUCAGGCCAAUUGCACUAUGUGCACUGCACGCCUGUCCCAUGAAUGACGGACAUCAUACAGUCUUUGUCAAAAGAAAUGAAGCCACUUUCAACACGAGUGUUGUCAACUUCUUGCUGCAUGAGGUUCUGUGCUCUUGGGCAGUGCCAAUGGAGGAGCACAAGGCUGACUAAACAGCCCGGGAUCAGCAGCAGUAACUCGCACAGUGACUUCAUUUCUCUGCACAAAAGGCUAUUCAGACUUGUAGGAUCUUAAGGGGAACAGGUCGGUAUUUUAGCCAGCAUUACCUGCAGAACUGUCUUGAUAUGAUCACAUAGGUUAUCAGUCAAGUUGCCCGAAGCCCACCAGUGGUGACAGGCGAUGCGCACUUGUUGCUGGAGUGAAGCUGUGUGACUAGCAUGCUUUGAUUUCAUUGUAGUUACAACUGGUGCGGGGCACAAGAAAAUAAGUACGGUCACUGAUAAUCAGAAGGCAUAAUUAUGUGCUCUCAGCACCAGCCACUUUUCUCGUGUUCUCAAAUAAAUAGGCUUGUUAAACGAGUCGUACAUUUCACUAGUAAAUCAUUGGCAGUUCCUGUUCCUUUACAUAGUCUUAAUGUUUGGUUAUCGUCAGUUAACGCAUUUCACCCCUGGUUCUUUUUUUCUGUCAUGCUGCAUGCUUGGGCAGCCUAAAAUAGAGCACUACUGCCUUAUCACCAGUAGCCUUCUUACCUGCCAGUACAAAAUUCAGCUGACAAACUGGUGCAAAGCACCAGUGCCACCAUAGGGAGUCGUUUGCAGGCUCCAAAAAUGUUGCAACCGCGGUUUCAUCCUCAGAAACUACAUUAUGUAAAGCAGCAAUGCCCUGUCCGUGAUAUAUCACUUUGCCGCAUUUAAUUAUUUUUUUUCUUUGUGUAUCUCUCUUAACCCUUGUAUAAGUAUUUCCCAACCAUUCUCAUCAAGCUCUAGACUAUGAAAGAACAUCCUCUUGGUUGUGGGAAUGGCAUAUGGUGUUAGCCUGUGUACCACUAUCAACUGUAUGUUGUUUCAUUAAGUGGGAGACUGCCAUAGGGGGGCAAAGCACUCUUUGUGGCAGCCACUGACCCACAUCUGCUUUUCUAUAUGCUCUGCUGUGUAUUAUUUACAUUCUACUGUGCUGCUGUGUUUGAACCAGUUCCACAGCACUUUGCACACCAGGCAGUGCAAUUUUUAAUUUCUUAAUUUCAUCAUUUUUUGCAUUGGCAAUUUUGAAAAGAGAAAAAAAUUGUAUUUCACUUAAGAUUACUUGCAUAUAAAGUUAGAGCAUCAAAAAGUUUGACAUAAUUCGCUGUCCCGAGUGAAAUUUUGUGGGCUUGUUACAAAAAGCUGAAAUGGGCAUCUGGUAAUAUGAUACCUUGAUAUGCGUGUUUUCUGAUUCUAGCGUCCUUUGACUUGGAAGACAAACCAUCUCGUACCUUAUAGCAUCCUUUAAAGAAAUUGACAUUGCAGUGAUGUCAACUGGAAUCUGCGCUUAAGAGAAGCAGCUGUGCAAGUUUCUAGGAAUGUUCAGUCUAAUUGGAAAGUGUUCAUGGAGCAUUGUUAUCUAAUAGAUGAUGAUGCACCAACAUGUUGUACAACUACACAUGUUGUCAGAAUCUGGCUUUCUGUCACUUAAGCAUCCCGUCAGGAUGUAGGAACUCGGAACUGAUAUGUCGUGAAAUUGAGAUGGCCAGCCAGAAGACGUAAAUAUUGCUGUUGGUGUGUGAAAAACCUGACUUUCCAAGUUGUGGUAUUGAUCUAUGGUACUUGUUUUUAAUGAUCAUUCAUUGGUUCUCAUAUUUCUGAAAUUAUUGCACUUGAAUUAUGCUUUACUGCUCAUUAAACUCUGAUAUAUCGAAGGCAGUGCAUUAUAUUUAAAUAAAAAUUUGCACGUUUUGAAUAUCUACAUUGCCUGUAAGUGCCAAAACCUUGUUUGCAUGUAUGAAUGUGUCUGAACACUUUCCCUGGCCAUUCCAUGAAAAAGUUGCACUGUUUUGUACAUAACGUAUCCCUUUCAAGCACCGUUUAAUUCCUUCUGUUAAAAAUCUUUUGUAACGUCUUCGGCUCACCUCCAGUGUCAAGAAAAGGCACCAGAAGUCCGAAGCAAAAAUGUCUUAGUUUUCAUGCUUCUGAUAAUGUAUAAUCUACACGUGAACCUUGACAUACAUUUUAGGUAUUAUUGUAAUCAAAUUCAGUGUUUUUAAUGCAGUGUACGUGGAAGACUUCUGCCGUAUUCAGAAACUUGCACAAUGCAAUGAAUUACUAGAAAAAGAAAGAAAGACAGAAGGGCAGAUCUCGGUACAUUACUACACAGCUAGUACAGUCGAAUCUCGAUAAUUUGAACACGCUUAAUUCGAACUUUCUGUUUAUUCAAACUGACACUGUGGUCCCGUCAAAGGUAUAUGUAUUCCAAUGAGCGAAAACACCUGGUAAUUCAAAUGCGCUAGCAUUUGCAACGGUUAAUUCGAACAUACUGUGCUCCAACAAUAUUUUCAGCAGCGGGCCAAAUCACGCAGCGGCACCUCAGACUAGCAAAUCCGCUGGCAGCCGUAGCCACACCGCAGCAACGCUAGGCCGAGCUACUUCGACGUUUUUUGCCAAGCUUCUUGUUGUUUGGCGCUGUCUUUUUCUUUGAAACAAUUCGCCACUGUUAGCAAUGACGCCUACUCUGUCUUUGUAAUCCUCGCCAAUGGUUUCGAAGCGAGGAAGAUAUGGCGCGUUGCAUAAUGCCGAUUCUCGAAAGUCAGCUUCGCCCCACUACAGCAAUGGCACGCGGUGAAGCAUACCAAAAUUUGAAGGGCAAUUUUCUUGGGACUCUGGAUCUUUCGUUUAAUUAUACAUGCGUGCACCCGCCAUAUCCUAUCACAGUACAAGCACUGAUAUGCAUAAUAAGUGUACUGGCAACUUUCGUUUAAUUAUAUAUGCGUAUGCAGCCCUUGGGGCAGUAAAAGGCAUGUUUAUUUUUUCGGACCACCCAAUUUUUUUGACGUCGACUGUAAUUUGUUAAUACAUGCGGAUAAAUCUUCUGGAGCUUCCCACUCACAUGUUAGCUUAGUGCACAUGGGCCACUGCAAGUAAGUCUUCCAUUCAGUUAGCUUCCUUUAAUUCGAACAAAUUUUAGGGUGCCUUUGAGUUUGAAUUAUCUAGGUUUGACUGUAGUUUCAACAAGCACACAUCUGUCUGCCUGGUGUUUUCUUCUUCUUUUCUUUCUUUCUUUGCACACAUUUGCCAGCACAAUACCUAUCUUCCAGCACUUAUGUUGCAGCCUGGGUUUAAUCAGAAGUGUGUUAAGAAGCAUGCAACUUGUCUUAAUCGUGAUGUACCAGUAUGGUCGGGGGACAAGUUCAGCUUGAAGGUGGAAGUGCAGCUUACUUGGAUCCAGAUCUUGAUAAGAAUAACCUGCCAGUUUGUAUAUUCAUGUAGCAUAUUCAGGGGAAGUGGCGCGAGGAGCACAUGUUAAUUGUUGUGCAUUGUUUCGUUUUUGCACUGAGCUGGCUGGGGUAAUGUUGGCACUUACAACACUGCAGGAAAAGGAAAGUGCAUGAUAAUGGAAGUUUUCUGCUUAUUCCUCUCUCAAGGAAGGUAUCAUAGUGGUCUCUAAAACCAAGAGUGAGGGUUUGGCAGCACUGAUAUAGUACCAGUGGAUUUGCAGUGAUAACACUGAACCCUAUUUCUCAGCAAUACUUUUUGAUUGUAUUCAUUAACUAAGACUAUCAUCCAGGCUGAAAGAAUGAUACUCCAUUUUUGAGAAACAAAAUUUGCACUAGCUGAUCAAGAAAAUUCUCCUUUCAAAUUUAUACUAAAAUUCCAAUAAUUUAUUUUGGUAUGAAGAGAGUUGUGCCUUCUGUUCAACAGCCUAUCUCUGCAGCAUGUAACAAGUGUGCAGAUUUUAAGAAAAAAUUUUUUUUUCUAAACUUAUGUUCGUUUGGGCCCAUAUAAGCACUUGCAGUUAAGUGCACACUGCUGUUGCUUUAUUUUUGGGAUGUAUGUUCAUUGCAUGUUGUAAGCUAAAUCAUGACUCAGGUCUUUGUAGCCUCUGCUUCACCCUCCAGCCCCCCUCCUACCCCAUUUUUUUGACAUAUGUUUAUAUAAACUAAACAUUUUUUAUGCAUCAUGUGCUCCUUUCCAUUGAUUUAAUCUUAUACCACCUGUGCUGAGAGGUAACACCUGUCUUGUUAUUGAAAGAGUUUACCAUUAUGCAUCAUAUUCUAUGAUCACAUGUUCCCUGCUGGCUGUGGCCAUGUCUGUCUCCCGUUGUUUUUAGACACAUGUAUCAAAACAUUUUUUCUUUCUUGCACUCUGAAGAUUUUAGUGUGCCCAUUUUUAAAUCCAUGAAAUGUGCAGCAUCUGCAAGCAUUGUUAUAAUGCCGUAUAACAGAGCUUGUACCAUUGUGUGCGCUCCAUGGUCCCGAGCAACCUAACAGAGCUUGGCAAUGCGGGCCAGCCAGGUCCUAAUCCACACUUGUUUAUGUAGCUUCCUGUCAGCCGCCUUCUUAUUGUUGUGGAAUGAUUAAUUUUAUUUAUGUUUUACACUGCCUUAAAGAAAGGCUAUGACAAGGCCUUUUGGCCUCACUGGUUUCUUUAGCUUGAAUGUGGCCACAUACAUUUUUGCUAUAUUUGUUUUAUUGAGAAAUUGUGCCAUUUGUGGGCUAUAUGCUUGCUCACGUUAGUUCAACUUGGAAAACACAAUAAGCAAAAGUAUACAAGUAUUAGAGAGAUUCACUGAAAUAACUGAGGCACUUGCCAGUGGGUGUACAAAAACACUCUGAACUGCACUAAAAGUGUUCUUGCAAGACCGUAGUUUGAUACUAAGCCUACUUUCAGAAAAUUGUCUGCUGUAGCUCUUGAACUACUAUGGGAAUUGUAGGCAGUGCAUAGAUUCUUCCAAUUUCGCAUGACUUCGUUAAGAAAGCACAUUGCACAUUCUGUUCUUUUUGUGGUAAAAUUAUGCCUAAUACUGCCUUCACAACCGUGUAACAGAUGACUUUUUUUAAAUAUAAAACUGUAUAUAUUACACAUUUUUCAGUGCGUAACUCUCAACAUCUAUGAGUACUAAAUAUGCAGUAUAUUUUGGCAGUUUGUGCUCAGUGCAGGUACUUACUUUUGGUACUUGAAAUUGUUAUUUUUUAUCUUUAAUGGCUGCAAACAUUCAAAUGGUACAAAUCUGAGGCUAAUUACUGCCAUACAAGAAGUUGCAACAGGAAAUCCACUUCAGUAAGGAUGUAAUUUAGACACAUUAUGUACUCACUGUCAUUUACCAUACUGCAAUACUGCCAGCACACGCAGAUGCUAGUGCAACGUUUCCCUCUUGUACUUGUAUUAGAAAACUAUUGUGCAAGGUUGGCCUUCGAGAUUGGUGGCAUGCAUGCUAUGCAAUCUCUGAGGCCAUGGUGCAAGAUUGCUUUAGAGUAGUUCCAAGGCCUCCUGCUCAACACUGGAAAGUGCUGUUAGUAUUCUCGGUUUUCAACAGGGCAUGCAAAUUGCUCCAGGUUUCUCUCUUUGCUUGCCACUAUUUUCUAUGUGCGUUUUGCACCAUGUAUAAAUUUAGAUCCAUGCUGCUUUUGCAGAUCUCUUGCACAACUGCUGUUUCUAAAUAACUGCCAAGUCCAGAACUGUCUAUGGCCAGUUCUCGCUUUAGUGUGCUCAUAUGUUGUUUUGGACUCCUGUAGCGGAGUAACAACUAUUGUAAUAAUUUUUUUAAUUUCUGCCAAACAUUUGUAGGGCAGGGGAUUCAGGUUUGUUCAUGAGCAUGAACAGUGUAAGUUGUUUAGCAGCUUACUGCUUGUAGAUGUGCAGUGCAAAUUGACUUGUGGUUGAUAAUCUUUUGUGGAACUCAGUGCAUAAUGUAAUAGCAUUGCUUUGAACUGUGUGAACGCUAUACGCUGUUAUGAAACAACCUUUCCGAUGGAAUGCACUGAUGAUAACCAUGCCACUAUGUCCUACAUCAGGGACAUUUAAUUUUUUUACGAUUGUGGUGAGUGAAUCAAACUUAAAGUGCCUUCCUUUCUUUAUUGCCAACUUAAGCAAAAAUGUAUGGAUUAUGAUUUCUUAGAAGAGCUUGUGAAGCAUUUUCUGCUGUGGCUAAUUAGUGUUUGUGUGUGUGUAUGUGUUUUUUAUCAGCAAUACUUUUCUUCAAGCCUAUUUUAGAAGCAGCUUGCUGGCUGGCUACUGUGAUUUGUGGAGGAAGAGUGACUGUCUGCAUGUAGAUCUUUUUAUUAACUUUUAUUUGAUGGCUGUGCAGCACGUUUGCUUGAAUUUAACGUGAUUCGUAACUAAUUUGGCACCGUUGUUUUUGUAAUUUCUGGUUAUAUUCUUUCACAUUUCUUUUUCAUUUCAGCUGAUCGUGUUUGAACGAUUUGGUACUCGAGUCUUUUAGAACCAAAGUCACUAGAUGUUACAUGCCAAACACUGCUUGGAUGUCAGUCGCCUAAGGCGUUAAAUACUUAUUUUUCUUUCCAGAGAGAUCUCAAAAUUACAAGGAGCAUUACAGAGGUGCCCUACCUGAUAACGUUGGUGGUUAGGUACUGUUAUUAUGCCAAGUUCAUGGAUGUGCCCACCUCACUGUGUUUGAGACUACUUUCUGACCACAAUUGCAAUAUUUGUAAGCGUGAAUGCAUUGUCCUCAAGUGUGGCACAUCACAGAUGUGAAAUGGUCUAUGCCGCCAGUAUUCACUAUGUGCAAUUUUUUAAAGAGGUGGGACACCUUUGUGAUAUCAGAGCUCUGAUUUAUCUUGUAGUACCUUUAUUCCCUUUUGGUUUAUCGGUUAGAUGACUAAUUGAAAUAUUGAGCAGAUGAUUUUCUCUCUUUUUUUUGCUUCUUUUCGUGGCAGUCAGUCAGUCAGCCACAGUGUCACCUUACAGUGCAUGUUUGCUUGCCUCCUGUACAUGUGUGUGGACUAUGCAUUGUUGAACAGUGACUCUAAGCAUAUUGCUCAGAAAUUGACAUUUUUAUACAUAUACAUUAAGCGUGUGCUUUACGAAUUGUAGUGAUGGUUUCAAUAAAAUCGUCUUUUUAUUUA